GUUUUAAGGGACUGUACUGAACCUGUAUAUUGCUUUAGGGAGUAUGGCCAUGAGUUCGCAGGUGUCCUUCAUUAACUUUAAUGAAUAUUCUACAGUUUUGCACAGAAAUGGAUGGUAUAUCUCUGGAAAACUUUCCAGUUUCGAAGUGGAGGCAGAGAUACAAACACUCAAUGGAAAUCAUAGAAGAAGGGACUAUGGAAUGUGAUGCACACAGUCCAAAGGAUGAAACAAAUGUCACAACUGAAACACAGGUGAUUUUCACCAUGAAGAUCUUCUCAGCCUCUCUCUGCUUUGGACUGCUGGCUUUGCUGUCUGUGAUAGACUUUUUAAAAUAUGCACAUGGAUGGCCACAUCUGAGCUCAGGACAGGAGCUGUUUCCAGCUAACCAACAUGCAAUUCACGAGAAACUCCUGUUGGCUCUGCUGAGACGCAACCCCAGUUUCCAGAGACCCUCCCACCCUGGUGUAGAUCUGCCCAGCAAACCAGAACACCUUAGACAGCUGAAAGAAGGGUUUAUGGAGGCAAAGAAUGCCAAACUAUCUAACACCAUAGACACCACAGAUGACAAUCUAUCCUCUCCCCACCCUAAUAAACGAGCGUGCUUUUGGAAAUACUGUGUCUGAGUCUUCUCUGGAUAAGCAAAAGAAAAGAACACUUAUAAAUAUUAAUAUUCUCUUGCUUCAAGUUUACCUUUGUUUCAAGUAUUAAUAAACUGGCUCUUAUUCUGCACCUCAUUUUUCUCACUUUCUUACCUGCUCCUACCUGGGUUAUGAUUUGCUUAAUGCUCAUGUGAUCAAGAGUGACACCGGCUGCACUAUUUAAUGGAACUGACCAUCAACAUGGCUUUAGAGCUGAAACUGAGAGUGUUAGAUUUAUUGUAUGCUUCCUAGAAACCUUCUCUCUCUCACUCUCUCUUUCUCUCUCUGCUUUAUUGUUGGCUGUCAAUAAAAAUAUUUUGAAAAGCAUCUUAGAAAUUAAAAUAAAUUACAUUGUCUCAAAUAUGUG
Messenger RNA from Mesocricetus auratus (golden hamster), 1005 nucleotides. RefSeq names its product urotensin 2B (gene Uts2b). The transcript has 7 exons. Gene Ontology annotation, biological process: blood vessel diameter maintenance; regulation of blood pressure. Gene Ontology annotation, cellular component: extracellular region. Gene Ontology annotation, molecular function: hormone activity. Bases 81 to 623 code for a protein of 180 amino acids. Lineage: Eukaryota; Metazoa; Chordata; Mammalia; Rodentia; Cricetidae. The record is from RefSeq and is a predicted model, not a curated record.